Ostertagia ostertagi is the source of this 597-nucleotide messenger RNA. Lineage: Eukaryota; Metazoa; Nematoda; Chromadorea; Rhabditida; Trichostrongylidae. The record is from the annotation of a GenBank genome assembly.
AUGAGCACGCUAAUUGAAAACCUGCACAACAAUAACGUCAUCUUUAGUUAUUACGGUUUUAUUGAUGACAAAGUUUUAGGUGAAGUUUUACAGAUCACCAAAAGCAAACUCGAAGGCACGGCGAUGGCUCAGCAAAAGCCGGCCUGGGACACUACGAGGUAUCAAAAAUUCAGAUCAAAUCUGAUGGGCAUUGGUGAAAGCGCCAUUGCAGAAAUUGUAGAAAGCUGGGAAGAUGCCCUUGCAUCUAAAAACAUAAAACUAGCUUACCUUCCACAGCCGGGCUCGGUACGACUUCGUCUCUCUUCCUAUGGAGACACAAUGGAAAAACUUAGAACAACGAUAGACGCAGAAGUAGAAAAAUUGAAGCCACUUAUUGGCAGCUACAUUUUUGGUUACGAAAACUACGGAGAAGAACCGCCCACUCUUGAAAUUUUAAUCAGCAACCUUUUACGCGAGCGCAAACAGACUCUGGCCCUGGCGGAAAGUUGUACGGGUGGAUAUAUUUCGUCGUUGUUCACCGCCAUUCCCGGAGCAUCCGAGAUCUUCAAAGGUGCCAUUGUGCCUUAUACCAAUCUUUCAAAACAUGAACUUUUACAG